AUGCAUAAUUUAGUUCAGGAUUUACGGAUAAUAAAGAGUUUUGGUGCAGAGUGUCGAUUGGGAAGAGCUCCAAGAGUUAUUGAGGUUGUUUGGCAUCCUCCAGUCAUUAGGUGGGUGAAGAUUAAUUCGGAUGGAGCUUGGAAGCAUGCAGAGGGUGUUGGAGGUUUUGGUGCUGUUUUUCGUGACUUUAAAGGUCAUGUUCUUGGUGCUUUUUCUUCCAACAUUGACAUUCCUAGUUCAGUAGCAGCAGAGGUGAUGGCAAUUAUAGUUGCUAUUGAACUUGCUUGGGUACGAGACUGGAAGCACAUUUGGUUAGAGGUUGACUCGUCACUUGUGUUAGACUAUCUACGGCCGGUCUCCUUUGCUUGUACCUUGGCAUCUACGUGUCCGUUGGCUUAA
Messenger RNA from Fragaria vesca subsp. vesca, 399 nucleotides. RefSeq names its product putative ribonuclease H protein At1g65750-like. Lineage: Eukaryota; Viridiplantae; Streptophyta; Magnoliopsida; Rosales; Rosaceae. The record is from RefSeq and is a predicted model, not a curated record. The transcript has a single exon. Bases 1 to 399 code for a protein of 132 amino acids.